AUGGAGAGCGCCACGACACCCACAGCCACGCUGGUAAGCGAGGCGACCGAAGCGGGUGAAGCCGCUGGUGCAGUAGUCGUCGGCUUCUUUGUCGACGGCGCCAGCGUAAGGGCGGCAUCAGUCGGCGAGGGCGUCGGGUCCGUGGGCGACGUUGUUGCGGCAGGAUCACUUGUCGUCGUACCAGGCGCAUCCGUCGUCGUAGGUGCCUUCGUGCCGCUACCACUGGUAGUAGGACUGGGCGUCGUGGACGCUGGGUUGGGACCAGGUCCAGGAGCUGGGCCGGGAGCUGGGCCGGGAGCAGGGCCAGGCGCGGGACCUGGAGUAGGACCCGGGUUAGGCGACGGCGAAGGAGAAGGAGACGGAGUCGGGUUCGGACCUGGCGUAGGACCCGGUGUCGGGGCCGGCGUCGGCGCAGGCGUCGGAGCCUUCGUCGCCGGCGUCUUACACGAAAUCGCCUGGCCCUUGCACUCUUGCACCGCGCACACAUCGACCGGCAACGGCGCCACGCACACCAUCCAGCAGUCAAUACCGGGCGCCGUGCCUUGGCUCACGCAGCAGCCAUCGGACCGGCACUUAUCGAGCGUGUGUUCGUUGUUGCAGUCAAACAUACACUGCUCCUUGGUCUUGGAGCACGUCGGACCCGGCACCCAGAUGCCGAGCGUGCAUGCGUCGUCCAUGGCCAUGAGCUGGCGGCCCACCGGACACGCCAGCGACGCAAUACCGUUGUCUUCGUUGAGCAGGUGA
Molecule: messenger RNA, 744 nt
Organism: Saprolegnia parasitica CBS 223.65
Lineage: Eukaryota; Oomycota; Saprolegniomycetes; Saprolegniales; Saprolegniaceae
Exons: 1
Coding region: 1-744 (247 amino acids)
Source: RefSeq, a predicted model, not a curated record